Molecule: messenger RNA, 1260 nt
Organism: Colletotrichum karsti
Lineage: Eukaryota; Fungi; Ascomycota; Sordariomycetes; Glomerellales; Glomerellaceae
Exons: 4
Coding region: 1-1260 (419 amino acids)
Biological process (GO): L-leucine catabolic process; ketone body biosynthetic process
Molecular function (GO): hydroxymethylglutaryl-CoA lyase activity
Source: RefSeq, a predicted model, not a curated record
AUGCUUUCCAUCCGUCCAGCAAUCUGUAGGGCGUGCCGGAGGGCCCAGAUCCGCCCCGUGCGAGGUUUUGCGACCGCCAGCGGCCCCAUCCAGCAGCCGCCCCGCGACAACUACGUCAAGCUCGUCGAGGUCGGCCCUCGCGAUGGCCUGCAGAACGAGAAGAAGACGAUACCCCUCGCCACCAAGAUCGAGCUGAUUGAGAAGCUCGCCAGAACCGGCGUGUCGACGAUUGAAGGUGGCUCAUUCGUCUCUCCGAAAUGGGUUCCGCAGAUGGCCAACUCGAGCGAAAUCCUUGAACACAUCCUCACACGAAAGAUCUCGUCGCCUUCGCAAACCUCCUACUCUUUCCUCGCCCCGAACACCAAGGGCCUGCAGAACGCCCAGGCGCUGCUAGCCAAGUACCCCGGCGCCUUCGCUUCGCAGCACCAACCCUCGGCCGACGCAGCGACCCCCGCGAUCGAGGUGGCAGUCUUCGCGGCCGCCACCGAGUCCUUCUCGAAGAAGAACCUCAACUGCGAUAUCGCGACAUCGCUGGAUCGCUUCCGUGAAGUUAUCCGUGACUCGAAAGCGGCCGGGCUGCGCGUUCGCGCUUACGUCUCCGUCGUCCUCGGGUGCCCCUUUGAGGGCUACGACGUGGACCCGCACAAGGUGGCCGAGAUCGCGACGGACCUUCUCGAGUCGGGCGCCGACGAGAUCUCGCUGGGCGACACCACCGGCAUGGGUACGGCGCCGAGAACCAAGGAAUUGCUGAACUGCAUGCGGGCGGCGGGCAUCAGGAACGAGGAUAUUGCUAUGCACUUCCACGACACGUACGGCCAGGCGCUCGUGAACACGGCGGUGUCGCUGGAGCAUGGCAUUCGUACAUUCGACAGCAGCGUUGGCGGACUUGGCGGAUGUCCUUACAGCCCUGGAGCGACUGGAAAUGUUGCUACGGAGAACAUGAUCUACUUUAUUGAGAGCUUGGGAAUGGAGACUGGUAUUGAUCUGGAUGCUAUGGCUGAUAUUGGUGCUUGGAUCACCGGGGAGUUGAGUAAGAGCAAUGACAGCACUGUUGAGGUCCAGUGGCACUGGGAGCUCCCAGACCCGCGCGCCCCAGGGAUCUUAGUCCAGUGCAGCGCAGUAGACGACACUGCACCUGCCAACCUCCUUCAGCUUCGGUGCACUGCAUACAUCACCGACCAUCGCUCAACCAUCCACGCCUCGCCCGCCCACGCCCUCCCUAUUGACGCCCUCGCCCCCUCCAUUCGCAUAUUCUUCUAA